CACGAGUUCUUCAGGUUCCCACAUGGGACUUUUUUUACGCUGAAAGAUAUCUUUCGAAGUGAACCCAACCAGAACGUUCGUCCACUCGAAGGCAAAGAUCGCGACGAUGUACUAGAGGUGGUCGCUGCAGCUAGGCAACAUGUAGAAUUGGAAGAGCCGGAUUUGGAGUUUCUUCAAGUCCGGAACGGUUAUAGGUUGUUCGAUCCUCAGCGUGGCAUGGAUUACAUGGUCGAUCUGGUGUACAAAGAUGGUGCUACCCAAGUUACCGUAGGAGCGUCGUGUGCACUUGUGCCGUAUGGUUGCAGGUACACAACUUAUGAAUCAAAUAUGACGAUUGUUGUACCAGUGAGUGAUGAGUCGGAAGUGCUGCCGGCACGAAGACUUCUGGCAAGGCAUGCAAGGCUCUGUACCGCACCAGCUGAAGAAACAAGAAAGAUUUUAUUCUAUAAAGACUUCAGAUGCAAGCGAUCUGGAUUGGAGUCGGACAUGUUACAGCUGCAAGAUUCUUCUGGCGAAAAAGCUCCACGGGAAGUAAAAUCAGCAGAUGUACGUGGAGGAAGCGCUGCUCUCGACGAAGCUAUUGAUCGGUACGGUAGUGGCUCGAUAUUUCUACUAUUGUCACCACACGCUGAUGUGCAAAAAGAAUUCCUCGACCGAGCUCGUAUCAACACAAUAAAGCACUAUCAAGUGUUCUUCCCAAUUCCUUUUGUUGAGUAUCAUCCUACGAUAUCAGGAAUGGAUGUAGACGAGAAUGAAGUAAGUUGUUUUCUCAAUUUUUCGCUUUCUUGGGGUUAUUUUACACAAUGGACCAUGGUCGUUUCGAUUCGCUCGAUUUUUCUUGCAUGGCUGUCUAUGGGAUCCGACUAUGUUGUCAUGCGACCAAAACUAGCUGGAAAGAGAUUGGAUUUGAUCACUGCGUUUAUGAAUCAGGAUGAAGUUCACAUACUGCGCGCUGUGGAGCCAACCUUGAGAAUAAGGAUUUGCGAUAUCAUCAAAAAGUCAUGUGAUUCGGAUCUUGUGGAGGAAGAUUAUUCGAGGUGUAUGGCAAGCAAACGCGAGAACAUCGCCGCUAAAGAUCAGCUCGCUCGGCUCUUUUCAUGA
Messenger RNA from Ostertagia ostertagi, 1101 nucleotides. Lineage: Eukaryota; Metazoa; Nematoda; Chromadorea; Rhabditida; Trichostrongylidae. The record is from the annotation of a GenBank genome assembly.